Laccaria bicolor S238N-H82 is the source of this 1494-nucleotide messenger RNA. RefSeq lists its product as uncharacterized. The record is from RefSeq and is a predicted model, not a curated record. Bases 1 to 1494 code for a protein of 497 amino acids. NCBI's taxonomy places the organism in Eukaryota, Fungi, Basidiomycota, Agaricomycetes, Agaricales, Hydnangiaceae. The transcript is spliced from 3 exons.
AUGCGAACGAUUGCCAACGACGUCCCAAUUGACAUCUGGCGAAUCAUAGCCGACUUGGUCCUGCACAACUAUCCGAAGACUUUCCAGGACCUUAUCUCCGUGAAUAGCGCGCUGUUCAACAUAGUUCUGGGCGAGAGGUAUCGUGAGGUGCGAUGGGUGAAGCUGGACAAACCAAUGGCUCGGAUGCUCGCACGUCUCCAAGAACCUCUAAUAGCCAGCCACGUCAAACGGCUGCACAUCCGAGCCUGGUUCAUCAACUAUCUCUUGAAACGUGACGCCCUCUUCCGCAAAUCCUCUAACUCACUUAGCGGCAAAACAGCCAAAUGGACGUCCGCCCUUUUCUCUACCAUCACACCAGUGCGGCAACGCCAUCAAGGGCUGUACGACCGCACCUUUGUCAAGGGACAACUCGUACCAAUCCAUGAUAUCUCUUCCAAGGAAAUAAUGAAAGCCAUGAUCAAAGCUGUGACAGGCAUGGUGAAUGUAAUGGAAUGCAACUUCGAAUGGGGGGAUCUCCCCUUGAACAAGGAUACCAGCAAGUUUCUCUCUUCCGCUCGCAAGGCUUUCGGGGGUAGCCUCCGUAAACUCGUUUUGCGUGCGGAAAUACUCAAGUUCCAGGAAAUACUCGCCAUCACGGAUUUCGAGGAACACCUGGACGAGUUGGACUUCCAUUUCGACUAUACGCCUGCUGUGGGAGCCUCGCAGGCCGACGCAGAUGCCUGCAAAGUUGCACAAGCUCAAGGGCUCUUAAAUACCAUUGUUCCCUUCCUCGACAUUCGACGUUCCGUUCUCCGUUCACUGACCAUCUCAUCCUCCGCCCAAGUCGACCUAUCCGCGUUCUUCCAAGCACUAGGGUCUUUCCCCCGCUUACGCAGCAUCUCCGCGCGGAUCUGGUUCGACAAUACACACUUAUCCGACCCCUCUGGCCUCAUCAACCUACUGACCACCCACUCAACUACCCUCCUUAACGUCGAGUUGAAGCCAAACUGGCCUACAAACCUCAUCCCCUUCUCCACAAGGAAUAUGAGUCUAGAAAAUUUGCAAAUAUCUUGGGGCCCUACGAAAGAAUUGCUCCUAUAUAACGUCAGGGCGCUUUAUGGGCUUGAGUCGUUAACGUUGCAUUGUCACAACGUCGAGAAGAUCCUUCCUCUUCUCCACCGCUCCAGGGACACCUUAACCCGGCUUAGUCUCAUAAACAGAUAUCUCAAAUUUGACGAGGUCAAAGCCGUAGCCCAGUUGUUCUCCCACCGUGAUUAUUCUCUCAAGUCUCUCCACAUCGAAGUUCUGGAUAUGAGCGCAGACCUUAUCGGACUUCUGGCCACCACUCUCCCAGGGCUUCUUUCGCUCUCCGUUGUUUUUGCGGAGGACGGAUGGAACGGCCUUACAUUCGUAUCUGACUUGAUAAAUCUCCGACACCUGAAGCAGUGGUCUCUCGUGAAUCUUGCUGUUUACCACGGUACUAUCGUUGGCCGAAACUUGAUGGCAGGAUUUUGA